CUCAGUAACUUUUACUCUGGACAGGUUUUGAUAUAUCUCCCCAAUUGGGCCUACCAGGUUCCUGGGUGUGACUAUUACUUUUAGAGUUACACCCCUACAGGGCCGGCUCUGCCUAUAGGCAAAAUAGGAAGCCGCCUAGAGCGCCCUCUUGAUGAAGGGGCGCAGCACUGCCUGCCGCAAAAAAGUUAGCCAGCCAAUAGCAUGGGGAGGAGGUUUGUUACAGAAAGUAUUGGGACACCAUCCCGUUCAACCUACAGGAGCUUUUUAGGACAUCCAAGUCUAAAUCCAUAGACAUUAAUAUGGAGUUGUUAACCCCUUCGCAGAAACUAUAUGCUACUAAUCCCAGCUGAGCUGCACUAUCCAUCUACAGAGAGAGCCUGCCUGCUGCUGGACAUUCGGAAAGGAUUCUUCACUGUGACUGCAACCUUAUAAGUUCAAGAGCAGAACAUCACAUUGUUCAAAGGACGACCUAAGACAGGAUUUUACUGCUGUGACUUUAAGGUUCCUGCCCCUAGUGGUGGCUCCUCUGAGGUUGGAACUGUAAGAAUUGUCGCAGAAGGAGACGUCACAUUUGAGGAGACAAAACAAUUGGUAAUCCAAAAAAUAUCACCGGGGAUCGUGGUGCAGACGGAUAAACCAAGUUACCAGCCAAGUGACACUGUGAAAUUCCGUAUUGUGACGUUGAAUAAGGACUUUAUGUGCACUAAGCUGAAGUACGAUGUUGUGGACCUAAAGGAUCCAUACAGUAACCGCAUCUUUCAGUGGUUGGACGUGAAGACCAAAAUGUGCAUUGCAGACUUGAGCUUCAACUUGAUGUUAGAUCCUAUUCUGGGUAACUAUACCCUCAGUGUAGAGAAUGGACUGGCACUGAUGACCUUUCUUGUGGAAGAGGCUGUGCUUCCCCGUUUUGAAGUCACCAUCCAAAAUCCAUCUGCAAUUUUUGCCGAGGAUCCUACAUUCCCACUGAAAAUUUGUGGAAAAUACACAUAUGGGAAAGGGGUGCAAGGAAGAAUAUAUGCCGAACUUUGCCGUAAGCCUUAUGGGGUACCAAAUGGGAUCUGUACUGAGGUCAAUGGACAGACAGAUGUCACCGGCUGCUUCCAGACUAUGGUAGAUGGGAAUGAGUUGCAACUCAGAAAUCCUAGUUAUAUUUCUUACAGUGUUGAGAUAAGUGCGUCUGUGUCAGAGGCCACAGGGGUAAAGGCUUCCGCCACCCGAUCCGUUCCAGUUUUUUUUAUAGCCGUAUUUCUGACAUUUGAAGACAUGGACUCUUUUUACAAAGGUGGACUCACGUACGGUAUAACGCUGUUUGCGCAGGGUCGGGACGGUGCCCCGCUCCAAUUUAACAAUGCUUCUCUGGAAGUCAUCUAUGAAAAUGAAACAAAUACUGUAAAUGGACGAACAGAUAAAACGGGGCGUGCCCGCUUCAGCCUGGACACAUCACAAUGGAGCGGGCAAGUCACAAUCCGGGGAUACAUGAGCUCCACACCUGCUGGACCAAUCAAAGAAGUCGUUCCUGACGCAUUUCAGUCUGUGCGCCCCUAUUACAGUGAAGCUAAGAGCAUGUUACGACUGAAGCCCAUCUUUGGAACCAUCCCAUGUGGACAUACAGUCAACAUACGAGUGGAAUAUAACCUAAGCCCAAGUGACCUAAUGAAAGACUGGGCAAGCGUUAAAUUCUAUUAUGUGGUUAUAGGUAAAGAUGGGAUCAUGCUCCAUGGACAAGAAACUAUUGUAUUGGACACAGAGGCCUCACUUCAUGGAUGGUUAUCAGUUUCAAUCACUUUCACAUCAAAGUUUGGACCAGCUCCCAAAAUGUUGGGGUUCCUGUUGCUAAAAAAUGGGUCUGUGACUGCCGACAGACUGCUCUUCAAUGUGGAGAAGUGUUUUCCGAACCAGGCCUGGUUGAAGUUUGCCCGGACAGAAGCCAGCCCAAAAGCUGAGCUCAGUCUCCACAUCGGAGCCUCAGCCAGAUCUUGGUGCUCGAUCCGAGCUGUGGAUAAAAGCGUUCAGAUUAACAAUGAAGACAAGGAGUUGACUGCGGAUACAGUUUCUAAUAUGUUUAAUGACUUAAUAAGAGGUGGAUAUCCGAGCACAGUACAGGAGAGACCAUUUCUACGUUGCUGGUGGCCUUCAUAUUUUGGAUGGGAUGGUUAUUCGGUGGACGUGUUCAGUUUAUUCAAAGAAAUCGGUAUGAAGAUACUAACAAACACUCACAUACUGCAGCCACCGGUUCCCCCCGUAACCUGCGAUCAGCCUUCAGACACAAACCUCUAUGCCGCUAAUGUGCCACCGCAGCCGUCUCCGUCACCUGGUGUGGUUAGAGCUUUUUUCCCUGGCACCUGGCUCUGGGACCUUGUGCCCAUCGGUAAACUUGGUCGAUCAAGCAUCCAGGUCACAGUACCAGACUCCAUCACGCAAUUCAAUGCCAGAGCCUUCUGUAUGGGAGACCAGGGAUUUGGCCUGUCCCCACAAAUUUCUUUGACUGUCUUCAAACCGUUCUUCGUAGAUCUUGUUCUGCCAUAUUCCAUCAUUCAAGGAGAGACGCUGUCUCUUCAAGCUGUUGUCUUCAAUUAUCUCAGACAGUGUUUGAUGGUCCGGGUGACCCUGCACAACUCUACAGAUUUCUCAGUGAAGGAUUGCAAGGACUGUAUGAGGUCUAGUUGUGUCUGCGCCGGUCAAACAGUGACCUUCAGCUGGAAUAUCACGGCCGACACCAUAGGAUUGUUGGCCCUCAUGGUGAGAGCUGAAGCAGUGACCAGCAAUAUUACCUGUAAUGGGGCGAUACCAUAUGUGCCCAUUGGUGGAAGGCUAGACAUAGUGAAAAAACAACUCUUUGUUAAACCUGGAGGCAUCAAGAAAGAGAUGGCUGAAAAUAUGUACUUGUGUCUGAAUGCCUCAGCUAACAACAUACAAAAAUCCAUCUCCCUUACAUUACCAAGUACAUGGGUGGAGAAAUCCCAGGAAGCAUAUGUCUCUGUGUUAGGUGACAUUCUAGGGACAGCGCUGCAGAACCUCGAUAGACUCAUCGUAAUGCCGUAUGGCUGCGGAGAACAAAACAUGCUGACCAUGGGACCCACUAUAUAUGUGCUGGAUUAUCUCAAAGCCACCGGACAGCUGGACACUACUCAGAAAGAUAAAGGCAUAGGUUACCUGCAAAGCGGAUAUCAGGGAGAGCUCGCCUUUAAACACAACGAUGGCUCAUAUAGCGCAUUCGGAGUGAAAGAUGAGGAAGGAAACACUUGGCUCACUGCUUUUGUGAUAAAGUGUUUCUCCCAGGCUAAAAACUACAUAUUUAUUGAUGAUGACGUCCUGAGCCAGGCUGUGACUUGGCUUGGUCUACAGCAGGGAGUUGAUGGCUGCUUCAUCAGUCGAGGGAAACUAUUUCAAUCAGCCAUGAAGGGUGGAGUAAAUGAUGACGUCUCCCUCAGCGCUUACAUCACAGCGGCCCUUCUGGAAAGUGGCACCCCAGGGAAUGACCCUAUGCUGGUUCGUGCUCUCUCCUGUUUGAAAAACAAAAUGACGACAUCUUCAAACACAUACACUAUGGCACUAUUGGGGUAUACCUUUGCCCUUGCCAAUGACAUUGCAACCAAGAAGAUACUUCUGGACAAACUGCUACCACUUGCUGUGUCCUCAGGUGCUGACCUAUACUGGGCGUACACUCUUCAGUCUUCUGAUGGAUCAGUAUCGGCCAGCGUAGAGUUAUCCUCAUAUGUCCUCCUGGCGUUGACUACUGCCCCAAUAGUAUCACAAAAUGAUAUCCUAAAAGCCUCCCAGAUUGUCACCUGGUUGGCUAAACAGCAGAAUCCCUACGGGGGUUUUUCUUCUACACAGGAUACAGUGGUGGCAAUUCAAGCUCUUGCCAAGUACACGAGGCUAACGUUCAAUUCUAAAGGCACCUUGUCAAUCACGGUUUCUAAGAACAGCAAGACUUUGAAGGAAUUCAAGGUGGAUGAAACCAAUCGUCUCCUCCUCCAGACGGCGCCCCUACCAGACAUUCCUGGGGAAUACAACCUGCUUGUUAAAGGGAUUGGCUGUGUGUUCAUUCAGAGCGUCCUAAAAUACAAUGUUGUGCCGGUAUCAGGACCAUCUGCCUUUAGUAUUAAUGUCAAUUUGGAGGGUUGUGACUAUGGCAAGGCAAUAUUACGUCUUCGGAUAACAGUCACAUACACUGGAAAGAGAAGUAUUACUAAUAUGGUCCUUAUUGAAGUGGAAAUGGUCUCAGGAUAUCAGCUGGUCGAUGAAGUAAAAUACCAGCUCCAGACGUUACCUCUGGUCAAGAAAGUUAAUGUCCAGCAGAAUCUUAUUACCAUUUACCUGGAGGAGCUUGAUCAUACACCACAAGAAUAUGACAUUGUAAUACUGCAAGUCAACCAGGUCCAGGACUUGAAACCAGCAAACAUAAGGGUGUACGACUAUUAUCAGACAGAGGAGAACACAGUAACUACGUACAGUGGCUGCCAGUGACAAUCUACAGCUCUUCCCUCCAUGGACAGUACAGGACCAUAUUACAAAAACUGGGUCUGUGGUGGUGAUUCAAGCCCCGGUCUAUGGAAUUAAUAUUUGCACCGUAACUAACCAUACAUUAGGGGUGGAAUAGAUGUCACUGUGGUACAAUAUUACAUUAAAACUGAAUUUUAAC
Molecule: messenger RNA, 4645 nt
Organism: Hyla sarda
Lineage: Eukaryota; Metazoa; Chordata; Amphibia; Anura; Hylidae
Product: alpha-2-macroglobulin-like protein 1
Exons: 35
Coding region: 697-4470 (1257 amino acids)
Cellular component (GO): extracellular region
Molecular function (GO): endopeptidase inhibitor activity
Source: RefSeq, a predicted model, not a curated record